Molecule: messenger RNA, 525 nt
Organism: Myzus persicae (green peach aphid)
Lineage: Eukaryota; Metazoa; Arthropoda; Insecta; Hemiptera; Aphididae
Exons: 2
Coding region: 1-525 (174 amino acids)
Molecular function (GO): nucleic acid binding
Source: RefSeq, a predicted model, not a curated record
AUGAAUGGCGAUACAUAUUUCGAUUGGUUGAAAAACGUAUUACCAUUACUCGAUGAUAAUUCUUGGAAUAAAUGUGACAUAGAAAAGUGGUUGGAAGAGAAGGGUGAAACUUUUGUAAGGCCAAUUAAUAAACCUCGUCUUAUGGAAUUAGUAAAUAAAAUUAAACCGCAAUAUAAUAGUUAUAUGAUUGAUGAGUACGUACAAUUGCACGGUAAGGAAGUAUUACGUUUACCUCCUUACCAUUGCGAACUCAAUCCAAUUGAGUUGGCGUGGGCAUUCGUAAAAAAACACGUGAAAAUGAAAAAUAGUACAUUUAAACUUGCCGAUGUCCACAAACUACUACACGAGGAAGUGGAAAAAUGCACACCUGAAAUGUGGAAAAACUUUGUGCACCACACUCAGAAGGAAGAAGCACGAUUUUGGGAAAUUGAUUUUGUUGUAGACGACCUCUUAGAGAGGAUGGGUUCACUUGUGAUGAGUUGUGGUGACACAUCAAAUUCCGAAUCAGAAGAAUAUUCAGAUUGA